Molecule: messenger RNA, 1121 nt
Organism: Myxozyma melibiosi
Lineage: Eukaryota; Fungi; Ascomycota; Lipomycetes; Lipomycetales; Lipomycetaceae
Exons: 2
Coding region: 346-804 (152 amino acids)
Source: RefSeq, a predicted model, not a curated record
CUUCUUUAAACUUUAUUUACUAAACUUUAUUAUUUGCUAAACUCAAUUCAUGCCGCGUGGCGAGCGGCUUGAAGGUCAUGUGAUGCGUCUGCUGCCCUGCACGCCUGACCAGCUGAUGUCCCGAGACAACCAAGACACUGCUCGAUAGUAGAUGGUCUUGAUAGCAGUAGAAGAAGAAGUAGAAGAAGGAGCUGUUAGUGGUAUCAGCGACAGAAGCAGCAGGAGACGACGGGCAGAAGUUGACGUCAGAAGGUGAGGAAGGCCAAAGGUGACGUCAGCCAUCCGACCGAUCCGCAUUGUCACAGUCCGACUCGCGCUGCCUAACGCUCUGUGGACUGAUCUUUUAUGCCUCUUGCGAUUAUCAUGCGCUUGUCUGUGAAUUUCUUAUUCUUAGAUACAUGUGCAUUGCAAUGCAUUGUCAAUCACUUUUCUUCUACUUUCUUCUUCCUCUACUCAACACAGCGCAGCAUACUAGAAAAGAAGGCAAAAAAACCCUACACAAACCAUCUCGCUAAUGGAAACUAUAAGGUUACUUCCCCGAACCCUAUUCCCUGCCAUCUCCCAUCAUCAGCAGCUAUAUCGUACUCGUUAAUUGCUGAUCAAUUGUAUAGAAAUAGCAAGAAGAUAGAAGGUAUUCAGUGUAUUGACGGUCUCUGUGUUGUAUAUAGAGAGCACGGUGGGGAUCCGGAAUAUUCCGGCUCAUGCGGGUUAUGCGGCUCUGCCAGGUGUCAACUACCGUGGUUCUUAGAUGUUGUAGUUGAUGAUUUUAGUUAUACUAUAAUAUCAUAUCAGCAAUUGCAAUAAUAUUCAAAGUAAUCUAGACUCAAUUGCGAGUACCGAGCACUGCAAUCAACUGCGGUGCAGCAGCAGCAGCUGUAUCUCAAACCCUCACAUACAUAUCUUAAAGACCCAGUACCUCCCCUUCUCCACCCAGAAAUCCCAUUUAUUCUCAAAAAUCUCUGGAGAUUAUUUCACAAUAACUUCACAUACUUGAUAACAUACAAACUGGUACGCAAAGACCAAAGUGGUGUCAAAAACCUACACCGCACUUUGAAAUUCUCUCGAUAUAACCAUGCUUGUUAACACCAUACAUAGUAAUAGCUAUAAUAAAUAUACAAAAU